UCGUAUCAGUACAGCAGCUAGAUCCUUUCCCUAUAGUCCUCAAGUUAUUUUUUAGAUUGAUUGACUAUUUACUUGUCUGAUUAAGUAUUUACGUUCUUUGAAAAAUUGCUCUUAUUUGAAAUUUACUUUUAAAAUCACCCUCUUACCAUAAUUACUAGCGCGCACAUGAAAGACGAGGGCAAGUCUUUUCUGGAGUUUCGGCUGUCUUGACUGCACUGCGGCAACAUGAAGACGACCUCCGUACUCUUCAACAUCUUUCUAUUUAUUAACGGUAUUGGGACAAAUGAGACCGUGUCAGUGUCACUAUAUGAGGGCGAUUCUGUGACUCUACACACUAAUACUACAAUACAGAAAGAUCAUCUGAUAGAGUGGAGAUUUGGAGAUAACGCUACUCUUAUAGCUAGAAUCAAUGGGGCAGCCGAUUCCCUCAGAAUAUAUCCUGAUGUUCUUAAUGGGAGAUUCAGAGACAGACUGCAGAUGAAUAAUCAGACUGGAGAUCUCACCAUCACAAACAUCACAACUCAACACAAUGGAAAUUAUACACGAUACAUCAAGAGAGGUGAUGUGACUAAAACAAUGAAUUUCAGUGUCUAUACAGAAGUGAUGGUGGGAGAUUCUGUCAUUCCAGUCAGUAUUAUUACCAUGAAACUAAAAGAUGAGAAGAUUGUGUGGAGGAUUCGAUGCAACAACUCUACUGUAGCUGAAAUAAUCAGAAAUGGAAAGAUACAUUUUGAUGUCUUUGAUGGGAGAUUCAGAGACAGACUGCAGAUGAAUAAUCAGACUGGAGAUCUCAACAUCACAAACAUCACAAAUCAACACACUGGAGUAUAUGAAGUAGAGAUCACUGUUGGCAGCAACGUAUAUACUAUACACAGGUCCUUCACUGUCCCUGCCAAAGAAGAAGGGGAGCCUGCUGGUUUGUCUCCAGGUGCUAUAUCAGGAAUCUGUGGUGGUGUUUGUAUUCUGCUGCUGCUGCUUGCUGUUGCUGUUGUCCUAUACAAACAUUUUUCUAGGAAAGGAAAUAAGAAACCAGACAGUGCAGACACCACAAGUCAAGAUGUAGAGACAGGAGUAUAGUUGUCAGAGAUUACUUUGAAGAAUGAAGAUCCCAGCACUAGUGAUGUUUCUUAAGUGGAAACCUUUCCACCUGUGUGAAUUUACAUUUAGAUUUAGCAGAGGCUUUUAUACAAAGCAAUUUACAGAGGUAAGGAAAUGAAACAAAUUCCAAGUUAUCGUUUUUUUGCUAUUCCAAAACAAUAUCUUAUGAGACGGUCGGUUAGAGUGACUUAUUUAUUUAUUUAAGGCUGAUUAGUAGGGUUGGGUAUCGUAAGAAAUUUUCAGAUUCCGGUUCCAGUUUUGCUAAUGAUUCCCGGUUCCGAUUCCAGUUCCAUAUAACAAAAAUAAUGCACAAUACUUAAACAAUUAUUAUGUAAUCACUGUCUACUGGUCGUUUGCACUUACAUGAACUUGAAGACAUCUCGAGACUGUACUUCAUAUUUUUCAUAGUUUGUUAUGUGCACCGUGGGUCGCACUUUAUCAUCAACAGCCCUAGAAUCCACACUUUUAACUUUCUUUUGGACAUGUUUAACACUUAAGUAUACAAAGCUUACCUCAGCAGCGCGAGUGUUUUCUGUUGUAAAUUGCGUUAAUUUGGUUGCGUGACUGUAAAAGUGGCUCAACAAAAUUAAUAUUUAUGAGGUAAGACAUGGCUAUUUAAAGUGACCGCUCUCAGCACUUUGACCGUGCAUCGCAUCGGAACUGAUUUUAGAACUAAAACUUGAGAAUUUUGCGCAAUUUUGGUUCCUUUGAAAAAAACUGAACCGCUCUGAAUAAGAACCAGUUCUUGGUUCCCAACCCUACUGAUGAGUAACUUAAGCAGAGGAAAAGAUUGUGACUAUAGAAAGAUUCUAAUAGAGUUGAAGAUUAACAUAAAUAAAUAAAACAAGGGUCAAUCGUAGAUUUAUAGACAAGCAAUUUAACAUGACCUUAGUUUUUAAUUGUGAAUGAGCUAAUAGACUGCACAAAUGUUACCUCAUACGGACUGAAGUGUAUUAAAUGUAAUUUUUUUAAGAAUUUGUUUGUAUUAAGAUAUUGCGACAUAAAACCAGUCCAGGUGAUAUGAUUCGUCAUACAGAGUUUACAGCUUACUGUCUAUAUAUCAUGCAAAAAUGCCAAUGGUGCCAUCAUGUUCUCACCCUCAUGUUGUUUCAAACCUAUAAGAUCAAAUCCAUGUUUUCUAAAGCAGUGAUACCCGAAAUUUUUAACCUUGAGUAACCACACAGCCCAAUCAGUAAGACUCAAGUACCCCUUCAAUGACACUAAACCAAGGUUAUGCACUAAAGACAAAUAAUUAAUUAAUUAAUUUAAUUAAUUUAAUUUUUAAUUAAUGAAUUAACUUUAUUUUUAUGGCUUCACCUGAAAUAGAAACAAGAAAAGCCAAGACAAACAAAGCAUGGCGGGUUUAAAUAUAGUUUAGAAUGGAGUAUUUGAAGCUACGGUACAUAAAGUCAUUUUCAUUAAAUAAAGUAAUAAAUAAUACUCCAUUUCAAGCUAUAUUAUAAACAUAGUUCAGGAUAUAGAAUGGAGGAUUUAAACAGACUUGCCACCAGCUUGAAUGACUAGACCUACUGUGACACCACUGCCUUCAAGAAACCUUGAAAAUUCCAAGUUUUAUGCAUAGCUGGUUUAUUGAUUGGCAUGUAAAUGCAAGAAAACUUGUUACAAAAGUUAACCACUUAUUUCGUGCUCGUAAAGAUACUCAAUGAGUUGUUUCAAGAGAAGCAAGUAGAAUCGCUUUGUAUGAUUUUAGAAACGCUUCAACUCUAAGUCUUUUCUCGCACCCCCUAGAAACUCUUUUGGUACCCCUGUUGGGAAAUCAGUGUUCUAAAGCAGCAGAAGGAAGCACAGUGUAGCAUUUUCAUGAACACUAUAUUUUUUUAGCCUUACACAGUGUCUUUUUUGGAAUAAAAUAUCUUGAUGCCUAUUGUAUCACAAGCCUACAAAGAUACGAAUCGUAUCGUGAUAUGGUUAUUUUUUAAACACAUUCCGAUGUAACGUGUGUCCCUUAAAGGUGGAGUCCACGAUGUUUGAAAAACGGUUUGGAAAAGGAGACGGGCCGACUACCAAAACACACUUAUAGCCAAUCAAAUCAAAUCAAAUGCCGGGCUGCGUAUGUGUGGGGCGGGUCUAUCAACAGAAGGUCCAGAUUCUAUUGGGGUAGGGGCGUGUUUGUUUAGGUGAUUUCAAAUAUCAACAUUGGCUUUCAAUCAUCAUGGACUCCGCCUUUAAAGGAUAGUUGUUUUUAAUGCAUGUAUUUUUAUUGAAAAUGUAAUUUUUACUUUUUUAUUUAUCUGUUUUUUAACUUUGUCAUUUGUUUAAAAUGGUACAGUUAAAAUUUUGAACAAAUUGUUGAAGUAUUGUAUACUUCUCUAAGGCUUCGUUUUGAGGAGUCACUUAUGCAUGUUAAAAAAAAACUCUGCUAAAAGUUGUGGUUUGUUUUUUCCUUGAGCCUUUAUAGAAACAUUUUUCAAUAAUUAUUCACUAAUGAUAUUUGAAAAAAUGCAGAGUUUAUUGUAGAUGCUGUUUCAAAAGAUACUUUGGCUUGUUUCGUUAUUUGAUCAUAAUUAUUUAAACACCUUUUAUAGUCUUUGUUUAUUAUUUUUCAAAUAUUAAUAUUUUAAUUAUUUAUUUUUAUUAUAUAUUAUUUUUUUUUACUGUUGUUCAUAUUUGUCCCCAAUGAAGUGCAUUAAAAUUUUAAAUUUAAACAAAAACAUUUAUAAAACAUGCUGCUUUUGUGCCAAUGUAAAAGAAAUAAAAAAGAAACGAACAAAGAUAUGAAAUAAUUGAUAUUACUGAAAAAUCUUAAACUGAGAUAGAUUUACUUGGUAAGCAAGUGGUUUAAGAUGUUAAAGAGCACCUACGGUCCGAUUCACGAUUUUACAUUUCCUUUGGUGUGUAAGUGUGUAUUAGUACAUGUUAAUGAUAUGCAAAAGGUACAAACGGCAAAGUAAAUGAUGACGUGAGUUAUCGUCUCCAACGUAAAUCUCUUUUCUUGGACUACAACAAACACAUGGAUUGUAGGCAACAGAUUACUCCUGGGAUUGGUGAUGUAGUAAACACCAACAUUAUCAAAAUUCCUCCAGCUUCAGACUCACAGCCUGUAAGUUAACUCCUGUAAGCAACCAAAUCUUUCAAACAUGGUACGGAGCAUUCCAUUUCCUGCUGGCGUCAGAGGUUUUCAGGCCAAUCACAACGUACAGAUUAGCUGGCCAAUCAGGGACACAGAGCUUUUCAAAUCCGUGAGUUUCAGGAGGAGAGUGAUAUUGUACGGUAUGUGGAAAAUAAUGUUUUUUUUUUAACCAUAACCCAUGCGUACACAUUGCAUUAUACCAGAUACACUAAAUAACAUUGUUUUUAUCAAUGAAAUAGGUGCUCUUUAAGUCUUGUUUAUUGAAAUAAAUGAGGAAAAUCAAUGCAAUAGCCACUCUUUCACUAUCGGGUUAACCCUCUUCUUGCAAUUUUUUUUUUUUUUUGAACAAAGGUCAUACAAACAUUUUGUUUUCUCUUUACGGAAGUGAGUUUUAGUGCAUUUGUUUUUCUACUAUGGAAGUCAAUGGUGCUCCUGUUUUCUAAAUGAGGACAAAUAUCUUCCUUUGUGUUACACUGUUAGGUUACAUAACACACACAGUUAAUGCAAUGUAUUUUAUUUUUUCUAUUAGAGCUAUUUAACAUGCUUUAAUCCUUUAAGUAUGCGUGUCACAAAAAAGUUUUAUAACUUACACACGCAGUUCACACCUCUCACAGAAAGACACAUAUACCAAUAAACCACACACAGCCACCAAUAGUUAAACACAAUCACGGAUCAUAUCUACCAACACAACAAAACCACAUUUAUUUCCACAUCAGGUUUAACAACAGCCCAAAUAUAAAGUUGUUAAUGUGUCAAAUGCAUGACAGAUCUUGAAGCAACAGACAUUUCACAUGUAAUAGAAGCGCAAUAUACAAACUAAAAAAUUAUUGGAAAAAUGAUGACUUUAUAUAUGAAACUUUAUUAACCUAAAUAUUUCAAUCACAAAUUACCUAUUUGGAAUAAAUUUGCUAAUGCUAAAAAUACGCACAAAACACACUGUAUACAUUGUUGCUGGAUUGUGCAUUUAAAUUAAUAUUUUGUGCAAUGACAUGCUGUGCAUCGCAGCUGUUUAUACUAUUUAAUCAAAAUUAUAAUAAACACAAUAAUUAAUAUGCACAUAAUGAAGAAUGAAGAGUCCUGUGUAUCUCAUUUGUUGGUAUUAUAUUAAUACAAUAUAUUAUUACCAGUGAUUAUAAAAAUAUUUUAUUAAAUGGUUUAUUAAUAAUGUGAAUACAGUUUUAUAAUUUUAAAUGUACAUAGAAAGUUUGGAUGUAAAGAGUAGAAAAAAGUAGAAACACAGAUUAGAAAGGAACUUUUGGGUUUAUUUUUUCAAUGUUUUCAAACAACCCUUUAACAAUUUAAAAUAAUUUCUGUUUUUUCCUUCAGAUUUUCUUUGUUUAAAUGUAAAUAAAAUACAGAAAUUCACAUAUCUGUUAUGCAAACAGUGUGUACUGCAUAUAAUAUUUGCUGUUUCGCAACUUUACUGAGUUCAUUAAAUGUAGCCUAUAUGUAUUUUACUGACUGAUGUGCAUCUUUCUGAUAUUAGUAGACAAAGUUAUUCUUCAUGCUAUGGUUAAAUAUUUGUAUAGGAUCAGGAAUAUAUUUUUGCAGUAAAUGAUUGGAUUUAAUGUCCCUCUCUGUAAUAUAAUUUUUUUUUAUAUUGUCA
Paramisgurnus dabryanus is the source of this 5795-nucleotide messenger RNA. NCBI's taxonomy places the organism in Eukaryota, Metazoa, Chordata, Actinopteri, Cypriniformes, Cobitidae. The record is from RefSeq and is a predicted model, not a curated record.